AUGAGCCACAACUUUUUCGACGAUACGGCCGAAGUCGGCGACGAGGAAGACGAGGAGUCACUAGACGAGGAGACUGGUAACUCCAGACCAAAAUACAAUGGCACGAACGGCAUUGAGGACUCUUCAGAAGAGGAAGACGACGACGAUGAGGAGGAAGCACGCAGAGUCGCAGAAGGCUUCAUCGCCGACGAAGAUGAGGAGGACGAUGAUGCUCGAAGAGAGCGUCGACGUGAGAGGAAGAAGAAACGAAGACGCGAGGAACGUGAGGAAGAGGGCCUCGACGAGGAAGAUCUAGAACUUAUUGGUAUCAAAUCUCAGCGGGAGGAUGCCGAACCUAAAUUCAAACGCCUGAAGCGUGGACCUCGAGAGGGUCGAGAAGACCGCGCGCCCGGCAUCAAUGACAUCUUUGGUGCCUCCGACGAGGAGGAUGAAACCAUCGAUCGACGAGCAGAACGUUUCGACCGCAGGGCCGCUCAUGAUGAGUUCGACGACUUUAUUGAAGAAGACGUCUUUUCCGACGAGGAGCAGCAGAAGCAGCGAGAAGAUGAGGAAGUUGCACGCCCUAGACGACGAGGCAUUGCCGACCUUAGUAUGGCGGCAGAUGCCGGCCUAGACGAGCAGGCCAUGGAGGAUUUCCGGGAAGCUUUCGGCGACGGCACGGAUUACGACUUUGCUCUUGAGGCCGAAGACAUCGCUGAGGAAGAAGAGCACCAGAAAGAAAGGCACCUAAAUCUAAAGGACGUAUUCGAGCCGUCACAGUUAGCCGAGAAACUGCUUACGGAAGAAGACAACACAAUCAGACUCACUGAUGAGCCAGAGCGCCAUCAACUUGCGAGAAAACCUUACAAGCACAUUGACCUUUCCGAACAAGAGUUCAGGGAAGAGGCUGGCUGGAUAGCGAAUCGACUACGUGCGAAAAAGAACAUACAGUCUGAUCUGCAGGAACCUUUCCGCAAAGCUGUUGCUCAAGUCCUUGAGUUCUUGGUCCACGACGAAUACGAGGUUCCCUUCAUCUUUCAAAACCGCAAAGACCACUUGAUCCAUGCUGUGCGAAGACAGGUCGGCCGAAACGAUGAUGGUACUCCGCGCUAUGAGAUGGAUGCUAACAAGCUUCUAAAUCAGAACGAUUUAUGGGCCAUCUUCGACCACGAUCUCAAAUUCCGUGCUUUCAUCGAGAAGCGCCAGCAACUCACCAAAACCUAUAACGAUAUAAAGAGUACGAGCGUGGACUUCUCAGAUCCAAUUUUCGACAGCAUGCUUCUACAAGCGUCCAAUCUUGAAGAAUUGCAAGAUUUGCAGGACUAUAUCUUCUUCCAGUACUCGGCUCGCAUCAAGGACGUGACUGCCACAGCAAGCAAUGGAGAAACCAAUGGUUCAACUACAAUGCAGAAGAAAGCAAACGCAAGCACUAUCUACGAGGAAAUUCGUACAAGCAAGGUCUACCAUGUUGUUAGAGCUUUCGGCAUAACUGCUGAUGCCCUUGCCAAAAAUGCCCUUCAAGAAGGACCGAAGACUUACACUGAGGAUCCAUCAGAGACGCCAGAGAAUCUGGUAGACUCAUGCGUGGACGAGACGUUCUCUACGGGUGCUCGAGCUAUGAAAGCGGCUCGAAGCAUGUUUGCAGAAGAGUUAGUCACAUCGCCGAGGAUGCGUCGAUUUAUGCGAAGAAGUAUUUACAUGGAUGCUGCAAUAGACUGCUUCCGUACAGAGAAAGGUCUUCGACGAAUUUCAGAAGAUCACCCAUACUAUGAAUUCAAAUAUCUCCGAAAUCAAGACCUUCGAGCUAUUGCUUCGAGGCCAGACAUGUUCUUGAAGAUGCUCAAGGCAGAAGAGGAAGGGCUCGUAGAUGUCAAAGUUCGUCUACGUGAUCCUGAAAGGUUGCGCAAAGAUUUGCACAAACAGAUUGUGUCUGAUGCGUAUUCUACACUUGCAGAAGCAUGGAACGAGGAACGUCGGACUGCCGUCUCCGCAGCUUUUGACAAGCUGGUUUUGAUUAUGAGUCGGAACGUCAAGGAGAAUCUCAAGAACGAAUGCGAGGACAGUAUCGCUUUAGAUUGUCGAGAAGAGUUCUCCCGCAAGCUCGAUCAGUCCCCGUACCAACCCCGAGGAAUGAAGAAAGGCACCGUGCCUCGAGUAUUAGCACUUUCACUUGGUGGUGGUACCUCUGGCAGAGAUCCGGUCAAUUGGGCAUAUGUAAGCGACGAUGGUAGAGUUCUGGAAAAUGGGAAGUUUACUGAACUUGCACCCGGAAACGCUGAAAGAGGUCUACCGGAUGGUAAAGACGUGACAGCAUUUGUCGAGGUCGUUAGGAGGCGUGAGCCCGAGGUCAUUGGUAUUUCAGGCUGGUCGCCCGAAGCUCGAAGACUAGUUGCAAACAUUGAGGAGAUCGUGAAAAAUCAUGACUUAAGAGGAGCCGCAUUUGACGACGACGAUCGCGAACGUUCCGAUCCGCUUGAAGUUAUCACAGUCAACGACGAGGUAGCACGGUUCUACAAAUCGAGUAAGAAAGCUCGUGAACAGCACCCUGGUUUACCUGAGCUCACCCUCUACUGCGUGGCUCUCGCCAAAUACCUACAGGACCCCCUCAAAGAGUACGCAGCUCUUGGAAGCGAUCUUGUCUCUAUUAACUUUGUGCCUGCUCAGAACCUAUUACCACCAGAAAAACUCACGAAAGCCUUCGAGACCUCGUUAGUCGAUUAUGUGAACAUGGUGGGCGUGGACAUUGAUGAAGCUGCAGCCGAUACUGCCACUGCGAACUUGCUGGUCUUCGUUGCUGGUCUUGGUCCCCGAAAAGCCGCGCAUCUUCUCAAGGCAUACAAUGUGCACAGUAGAGAAUUCAAUACUCGUGAGGCUCUGCUGGGAGCGGAGCAUGCUCCACUAACGCCGAAGGUUUGGGUCAACGCAGUGAGCACACUGUUUCUCCGUUUCGACACUAGCGAUGAGGACGCGGAGUUCCUGGACAGCACACGAAUACAUCCUGAAGACUACGAUAUCGCACGAAAGAUGGCAGCUGAUGCACUGGAACUAGACGAAGAAGAUAUCGAAGCGGAGACCAGAGAGGGUGGUCGCGGAGCCAUUGUCAAGAAACUCAUCAAGGACGACGCGGCGGAUCGUGUCAACGAUCUUGUACUUGACGAGUACGCUGAUCAGCUCGAGAAGGACUACAAUGCUAAGAAGAGGUCAACAUUAGAGAAUAUUCGUGCUGAACUCAAUGACCCGUACGAAGAGAUUCGAAGUCCGUUCUUGGUCAAGCUCAGUGAAAGUGAGAUCUUCACGAUGUUUACUCAUGAGACGCGAGACUCGCUUCAGAAAGGCAUGAAUGUGCCUAUGCUAAUCAAACGUGUCACCGAGGCAUCAGUGGAGGGCAAACUAGACUGUGGUAUCGACGCAUUUGCUAUGGAGGGCGAAACGACAGACCCUGGUGUCAAUCCUAGAAACGUCUAUGCAUCUUACCAAACCGUUCAGGCACAUAUAAUUUCCAUCGAUCGUAAAGGAUUUAUGGCUGUGGUCAGUCUUAGAGAGGAGAAGACGAAGAAACCCUUCCGUCGGCUCGACACAAGUGACUAUGGUCAUGACCAGUGGGAUGACAGGCAAGAAGCCAACGACAGAAAACUUUUAGAAACCAAGACCGACGCGCAAGGUCGAGCAGUCCGUGUUGUGAAGCAUCCACUCUUCAAGCAGAUGGGCUCUAGAGCGGCUGAGGAGUACCUCGGUAGCAUGAAUCGUGGUGAUUUGAUCAUUCGGCCCUCAUCGAAAGGACAUGACCACCUUGCCGUGACUUGGAAGGUUGCAGAUGGUGUCUUUCAGCACAUUGACGUUCUCGAACUGGACAAGGAGAAUGAGUUCACUCUCGGCAAGACCCUUCGAGUAGGUGGCAAGUUCAACUACUCGGAUCUCGAUGAAUUGAUCGUGCUGCACAUAAAGGCGAUGGCUAAGAAAGUGGACGAAAUGAUGGCUCAUGAAAAGUUCCAGGACAAGAGCAAAGCUGCGAUGGAUGAAUGGCUCACAACAUAUUCGAAUGCCAAUCCUAAACGGUCCAUGUAUCAAUUCUGUAUCAAUCGUGAAAGACCCGGAAAUUUCCACUUGUGUUUCAAGGCAGGACAAAAGGCGAAGCUGAUGGACUGGCAGGUCAAGAUCAUUCCUCAGGGCUUCCAGCUCAUGAAUCAGCCAUAUCCGGACAUGAGGAGUUUGUGCAAUGGGUUCAAAUUGAUCUUCGGUAACAUGCAGAAUGCCGCCAUGAUGGGGGCUGCUAGGUAA
Lithohypha guttulata is the source of this 4257-nucleotide messenger RNA. It is a transcript of the gene SPT6, whose product is annotated as Transcription elongation factor spt6. Gene Ontology annotation, cellular component: transcription elongation factor complex. Gene Ontology annotation, biological process: transcription elongation-coupled chromatin remodeling; transcription elongation by RNA polymerase II; nucleosome organization. The record is from RefSeq and is a predicted model, not a curated record. The coding region runs from base 1 to 4257 and encodes 1418 amino acids. The transcript is spliced from 2 exons. NCBI's taxonomy places the organism in Eukaryota, Fungi, Ascomycota, Eurotiomycetes, Chaetothyriales, Trichomeriaceae. Gene Ontology annotation, molecular function: DNA binding; nucleosome binding; histone binding.